AUGUACAAAUAUACAUACAGUAGCACAGCAUUCAGACCCAACGCUAAGGCUGGGGUGGAGUCGUGCUGGGAGUGGCGCAGGGGCUCCGAGGCUCCGAGCCACACGCGGGAUGACAUCGUCGUUGCAGAUGUCGGAGCAGAGUGCUCCUGGGUCUUUGUGAGAGAUAUGAGUUAUGGAAAGAGGAUGGAAGAUGAGGGUGAAGAGUAG
This is a messenger RNA of Penicillium subrubescens, 207 nucleotides long. RefSeq lists its product as uncharacterized. NCBI's taxonomy places the organism in Eukaryota, Fungi, Ascomycota, Eurotiomycetes, Eurotiales, Aspergillaceae. Bases 1 to 207 code for a protein of 68 amino acids. The transcript has a single exon. The record is from RefSeq and is a predicted model, not a curated record.